Messenger RNA from Cylicocyclus nassatus, 1314 nucleotides. The record is from the annotation of a GenBank genome assembly. NCBI's taxonomy places the organism in Eukaryota, Metazoa, Nematoda, Chromadorea, Rhabditida, Strongylidae.
AUGGUGAACAAAUCGACUUGUUACAUCUGUGGAAAGAAGGUCGAUAGAGACCGUACAACACCUGUCUCCAGAAGCAUCAAGAACAACGCAAUCUUCUUCGCAGCAAUGAAGAUUUACUCAUCGGUGACAUCUGAUUAUCUCCAGAUGUACUUUGAAAACUGCAAGAAGAGCAAAAAAACCAUCUGCGUUGCUCAUUACCUAAGAAGCACACGAAGCCUUCUCGAUGAUAUCAUCAUGGCUGGCGGAAAGUUAUCGAAAACGAAGGAAGACGUGGCCUACAUCAAUGAGGGUGAUAUUCCCAGCCAACUCUUAUUUGAGUUGAAUACGACCAUAACAAGCUUUGCAGUGGAUAUCACGGUCAACGCGAGGGAUGUUUGUCAUUACUUAAACGACUACUUGAAAAGAUAUAGCCGGGGAGAUGAAUGGAGUAUUCGUCCAGCACAAGCAGAUGUGGUCUCCCACGCUCAAGCAGAGAUGAAGAAUCCACCAAGGCAUGAGAAUGACAGACAAGAAAGGAGCAUCGAAGUGGAGGAUGUCACCAUGUCAUCACCGCCUGUGAUACGCGUUGAUUCAGAUUUGAUGAGGACACCAACGCCUUCUGUUCAACAUACUGACUCGGGAACUUCGAAAGCGACGAUUCCAUCCUCAAAUUCAGAAAUGGGUGACGUCGCUGCUGCAUUUGCUCAACAUGAAAUCACUCCAAAAAUCAUCGACAACCCCCCACAGCAAAAGCUUCACCUGGUCUGGGAUGGCAUCCAAGUGGAACCGGGAAUGACAAUGUCAACAAGAAACCUAAAAAAUGCCCCCCGCUUCACCCUGCCCGGCGCUGACCCGGAGAGCACGUUCAGUUUGCUGAUGAUUGAUCCCGAUAACUUAUCAAGAAAAAACCCAUCCGUAGCAGAAUGGCUGCAUUGGCUAGUAGUCAAUAUCCCUGCUAGCAACGUUAUCGAAGGCAUUAAUGGGGGUCAGCAUCAAAUGCCGUACGGAUCACCGGCACCUCAACCAAGAACUGAUCUUCAUCGAUAUGUUAUUCUUAUGUGGGAACAUCAAGGAAGGCGCAUCAAUGUCCCAAAACCUUCAUCCCGAGCCAAGUUCAAUACAAAACAAUUCAUAGAGAAAAACAAGCUGGGUGACCCCAUCGCCGGCAACUUUUUCCUGGCUCAACAUGAAGGAUAAUUUCGCCGGCAUCAAUGAAAGUGUCCAUAGUCGAGUAGCUAAUUUAUGAGUGCUGCAAUUGCCCAAAGAUCUUGUGUGCCAUUAAAUCUGUUGCUGUAAAUGAGACUGCCUUAUCUCUUGAAUAAACUAUGAGAUUUA